Messenger RNA from Vitis vinifera (wine grape), 1264 nucleotides. RefSeq names its product putative uridine kinase C227.14. Gene Ontology annotation, molecular function: ATP binding; kinase activity. The record is from RefSeq and is a predicted model, not a curated record. Gene Ontology annotation, cellular component: cytoplasm. Lineage: Eukaryota; Viridiplantae; Streptophyta; Magnoliopsida; Vitales; Vitaceae. Bases 90 to 1028 code for a protein of 312 amino acids. The transcript is spliced from 12 exons.
AUAAUUUCCUCCUGUACUUGGGAUGAAAAACUCGACGCCACGUUCUUCUUCUUCUUCAUUCUCUCACUCUACAGUAUUAACGUCCAAAUAUGGAGGUCGCUUCCUUUUCAACAUCCUCACAAGGGUUUUGGUCUUCUUCUUCCUCAUCAGAGCUUUUUCUGCUAAGAAAGGUGAAGGUUCCAAUAACGUAUAGAUGUUCCGUGCUCAAUUCACCAACUAGACGAAGUGUGCAACCUUUGUUUGGUGGGACUAGGUCUCAAUUUGGAAGGGAAAGCUGUUUGAAGGUUUCAUGUAGUCAAAAGGGAGAAAUCCCUGUCGUGGAUGGCAGGUGUAUGGAUGAGAUAUAUGAUACUUUGGCUGAACGUCUUCUUCCUACUGCAGCAGUAGCAUCAAAUCCUAAUUUAAAGCGUAUUGUGGGUUUAGCUGGUCCUCCUGGUGCUGGAAAGAGCACUCUAGCAUCUGAAGUAGCUUGGCGUGUCAACAAGUUAUGGCCACAAAAAGCUUCAUCAUUUGAUUCUCAAGUUGGGCCUCCAGAUGUUGCUGCAGUUCUUCCCAUGGAUGGGUUCCAUCUUUAUCGUCAUCAGCUGGAUGCAAUGGAGGAUCCAGAGGAAGCCCACGCAAGAAGGGGAGCUCCAUGGACAUUUGAUCCCACUCGACUGCUGACAUGUCUGAAGAGACUGCGGCAUGAGGGGUCAGUUUAUGCACCAUCGUUUGAUCAUGGUGUUGGAGAUCCAGUUGAAGAUGAUAUAUUUAUCAGCCUCCAGCACAAAGUAGUGAUAGUAGAAGGAAAUUAUUUACUCUUGCAAGAAGGGGAUUGGAAGGAGGUAUCAUCUAUGUUUGAUGAGAAAUGGUUCAUUGAGGUUGACAUCAAUACAUCUAUGGAGCGAGUUGUAAAAAGACAUGUUUCAACAGGAAAGCCCCCAGAUAUUGCUAAAUGGCGGAUAGAAUACAAUGAUCGGCCCAAUGCAGAGCUCAUAAUCAAGUCAAAGAGAAAUGCUGACCUAGUAAUAAGGUCAGUGAAUUUCUGAAACCUGUUGGUGAAUCCUUCCUGUGUCUAGGAGAGAAUGAAUGUCAUGAGGUCAGUUGAACCCAAUGCCAAAUAAAAUUGAUACCCACUGUAUAGAAAUAAUGAAAAACAAAUUGAGGGAGCUAAUAAUUUUUUCUUUAUGUGAACUUAGGAUAUAUGUGUAUAUAUGUCAAAUUUAUUUAUUGGGGGUUUGCUUUUUAUUCAAUGGAAAACAGUCCCAUAGAGGAAAAUUUUUAA